AUCUCGCCUUACAUCGUACGGUCACAUUGGGUAGCAAUUGUCCACGACGAUGGCGUCGGCGUCCGGCGAGGGAAUGUGGUGCUACACCAUAAUAAAUCCACCCGAAAUUGAACCGUACAACGAGAUGCAGCUGAAACAGGAUCUGGAGAAGGGCGAGGUGAACGUAAAAAUCGACACGCUGAAGAAAGUGAUCCAGCUUCUGCUGCAGGGCGAACGGUUGCCGAACCUGCUGAUGACCAUCAUCCGGUUCGUGCUGCCGCUGCAGAAUCACACCAUCAAGAAGCUGCUGCUGAUCUACUGGGAGAUCGUACCGAAAACGUCCGCCGACGGGAAGCUGCUGCAGGAGAUGAUUCUGGUGUGCGACGCGUACCGUAAGGAUUUGCAGCACCCGAACGAGUAUCUGCGCGGCUCGACGUUGCGCUUUCUGUGCAAGCUGAAGGAACCGGAGCUGCUCGAGCCGCUGAUGCCCGCGAUCCGCGGCUGCCUCGAGCAUCGCCACUCGUACGUGCGGCGCAAUGCGGUGCUGGCCAUUUUUACCAUCUACAAAAACUUCGAGUGGCUCGUACCGGACGGACCGGAGCUGAUUGCCAACUUUCUCGACAAACAGCAGGACAUGUCGUGCAAGCGGAACGCAUUCUUGAUGCUCCUGCACGCCGAUCAGGAGCGCGCCCUCAACUAUUUGGCCUCGUGCCUCGAUCAGGUCAACAGCUUCGGUGACAUUCUGCAGCUCGUGAUCGUCGAGCUGAUCUACAAGGUGUGCCACGCCAAUCCCGCCGAACGGUCGCGCUUCAUCCGGUGCAUCUACAAUCUGCUCAACUCGUCUUCGAAAGCCGUCCGGUACGAGGCGGCCGGAACGCUGGUGACGCUGUCGACGGCACCGACCGCCAUCAAGGCGGCCGUCAGUUGCUACAUCGAGCUGAUCGUGAAGGAGAGUGACAAUAACGUGAAGCUGAUCGUGCUCGAUCGUUUGAUCGCGCUGAAGGAGAACGAAAACAUCGAGCGCAUCAUGCAGGAGCUGGUGAUGGAUGUGCUGCGCGUGCUGAGUGCCACCGAUAUCGAGGUACGCCGCAAAACGCUUGCGCUGGCCAUGGACCUUGUUUCUUCGCGCAACAUCGAAGAGAUGGUGCUGGUGCUGAAGAAGGAAGUCUCGAAGACGCACAAUGUGGAGCACGAGGAUACGGGCAAGUACCGGCAGCUGCUCGUCCGCACGCUGCACAGCUGUUGCAUCAAGUUCCCGGACGUGGCGGCCACCGUCAUACCGGUGCUGGUCGAGUUUUUGUCCGACACGAACGAGUUGGCCGCGGGCGAUGUGCUCGUGUUCGUGCGAGAAGCGAUUCAAAAGUUUUCCCAUCUGCAACCGCUGGUGAUCGAGAAGCUGCUGGAAGCGUUCCCGGCGAUCAAGUCGUCCAAAAUCCACCGAACCACACUGUGGAUUCUGGGCGAAUACGCCAACUCGGUGCAGGACAUUAUGGAGGUGAUUGGAAUCGUGAACCGUACGCUCGGUGAGGUACCGAUCGUCGAGGCGGAACAGGCCCGCCUGGCCGGUGCCGAGGGCAGUAACGGCGAAGAACAAAACCCGCCCGAAACGGUAAACAGCACGAACAGGGUCACUUCCGAUGGGACGUACGCCACGCAGAGCGCCUUCAGCAUUGCGCUGGUUACUAGAAAGGUCGAACGACCUCCGCUGCGCCAGUAUCUGAUGGAUGGUGACUUCUUCGUUGGAGCCACCCUAGCGUCGACGCUGACCAAGCUGGCGCUCAAGUUUCUCAAGCUGGAGCCGAACGAGAAGAAGCAGAACCGUGUCUGCACGUGCGCGAUGCUGGUGAUGAGCUCGAUUCUGCAUCUCGGCAAGUCCGGUUUGCCCGCCAAGGCAAUCACGAACGACGACAUCGAUCGUGUGUACCUGUGCUUGAAGACGCUGUCGCUGCGUACGCCCGAGAUCGUCGAAAUCUUUACCGAGAGCUGCCGGCAGGCCCUGGCCGGUAUGCUGACGGCGCAGAACGACGAAAAGCUGCAGGCUCAAAAGGACAAACAGCAGAAGAAUGCCGCCAAGAUUCAGCCGGAUGAUCCGAUCGCGUUCACGCAGCUAGCGAACGGCAAAACCGAUCAGCUGGGUGAAAAUGUGUUCGAGUUGAGCCUCAACCAGGCACUGGCUGGCACGAAAGCUACCGGGGCGAUGUCGGAUGUCACUUCACCGAACAGCAAACUGAACAAGGUCAACCAGCUGACCGGCUUCUCCGAUCCGGUGUAUGCCGAAGCGUACGUACACGUCAACCAGUACGAUAUCGUGCUGGACGUGCUGAUCGUGAACCAGACGAGCGAUACGCUGCAAAACUGCACCCUCGAGCUUGCCACGGUCGGCGAUCUGAAGCUGGUCGAGAAGCCACACCCGGUCGUGCUGGCGCCACACGAUUUCUGCAACAUUAAAGCGAACGUCAAGGUGUCGUCCACGGAAAAUGGCAUCAUUUUUGGCAACAUUGUUUACGACACGACGUUCUCGUCCAAUGUGGUCGUACUCAACACCAUUCAGAUCGACAUCAUGGACUACAUCUUGCCAGCCACCUGUACCGAUACGGAGUUUCGCUCGAUGUGGGUUGAGUUCGAGUGGGAAAACAAGGUGUCAGUCAACACGACCCUCACCGAUCUGCAUGACUAUCUGCGGCUGCUGCUGAAAUCUACCAACAUGAAGUGUCUCACACCGGAGAAGGCACUGUCCGGUCAGUGCGGUUUUAUGGCCGCGAACAUGUACGCCAGGUCAAUUUUCGGCGAGGAUGCGUUGGCGAAUUUGAGCAUCGAAAAAUCGCUGGAUCGACCGGAUGCUCCAGUAACCGGUCACAUAAGAAUUCGCGCCAAAAGCCAGGGCAUGGCACUGAGCUUGGGCGACAAAAUUAACCAUACGCAAAAGUGCUUGCAAGGAAAAUCGAUUGCCGCUUAACUCCCCGGUAGCGGCUGGGGACCCCAACCGUGCUACUGGAGUUUAGUAUUCGCGAGUCCCCUAAAUAUGUAGCGCGGACGGAUGGACCUAUAUAGGAGGGUUUCUUUUUUUUAAAUAACGGGAUUACCCGCACACUAAAACCGGUAGGAACGGGAACCGGUGCACGUGUGGUGUUGAGAAGCACGACACGCCAGGACGCCAGGCUUUUGGGGGGAAGAAAGCACCAUCUAUAUCUGCAACGGGGAACGGACAAAGUAUCGAGUCUCCAUUCCUAUUUUUUGUUUAAAUAACUAACAGUUAUCUACUCGCGGACCAUUGACAACCGAGAUGGUUCUUGCAUAAAUUCUAUCGUAUAAUAAAAGAAAAUCUGUUUAUUCAU
Anopheles cruzii is the source of this 3314-nucleotide messenger RNA. RefSeq names its product coatomer subunit beta (gene betaCOP). Gene Ontology annotation, biological process: intracellular protein transport; intra-Golgi vesicle-mediated transport; endoplasmic reticulum to Golgi vesicle-mediated transport. Gene Ontology annotation, molecular function: structural molecule activity. Gene Ontology annotation, cellular component: COPI vesicle coat; cytoplasm. The transcript is spliced from 6 exons. The record is from RefSeq and is a predicted model, not a curated record. Lineage: Eukaryota; Metazoa; Arthropoda; Insecta; Diptera; Culicidae. Bases 50 to 2935 code for a protein of 961 amino acids.